Messenger RNA from Coregonus clupeaformis (lake whitefish), 2499 nucleotides. RefSeq names its product calcitonin gene-related peptide type 1 receptor. Bases 39 to 1487 code for a protein of 482 amino acids. Gene Ontology annotation, biological process: angiogenesis; adenylate cyclase-activating G protein-coupled receptor signaling pathway; cell surface receptor signaling pathway. Gene Ontology annotation, molecular function: adrenomedullin receptor activity; calcitonin receptor activity; calcitonin gene-related peptide receptor activity. The record is from RefSeq and is a predicted model, not a curated record. The transcript has 13 exons. Gene Ontology annotation, cellular component: plasma membrane. NCBI's taxonomy places the organism in Eukaryota, Metazoa, Chordata, Actinopteri, Salmoniformes, Salmonidae.
GGCCUGUUCACCCAGCUAUCAUCCAGAAGUUGAGAACCAUGUGGAGGAUCCCAGCACUAUGGCUUCCGAUGCUACUACUGGGAGUUGAGGUGUGCCACUGUGAAGAUGUGGGGGACAUGCUGGAAUCAGAGGAGGUGCCUAUCAUGCCUGUGUCAACCACAGUGACCCGCAGCCAGAUCCUCUCAGCUCAGUUUGAGUGCUACCUAAAGAUUAUCCAUGACUCACCACGCAAUGAAGAUGGCACAUUCUGUAACCACACGUGGGAUGGCUGGCUGUGUUGGAGUGACUCUGCCCCUGGCACGGCCACGCAGCUCUGCCCUGAGUACUUCCAGGACUUUGACCCCUCAGAGAAAGCGACCAAAGUGUGCAACUUGGAUGGACAGUGGUUUCGUCACCCUGAGAGCAACCGUAUUUGGUCCAACUACACCCAGUGUCAGAUGUACACCAAGGACAAACUGAUGUUUGCGUUCAGCUUGUACUACUUGGCCAUUGUGGGACAUGGAUUGUCUGUGGUAUCCCUCAUCAUCUCACUCUGCAUCUUUUCCUACUUCAAGAGUCUGAGCUGCCAGAGGAUCUCCCUCCAUAAGAACAUGUUCCUGUCCUUUAUCUUCAACUCUAUCUGCACCGUUAUCUGGCUCUCUGCUGUAGCCAACAACCAGCAGCUGGGGGCCAGCAACCCUAUUGGAUGCAAGAUCCUGACAGUCCUGAACCAGUAUAUGUUUGGCUCCAACUACUUCUGGAUGCUGUGUGAGGGGAUCUACCUGCACACUCUCAUCAUCGUGGCUGUGUUUGUGGGAGAGCAGCAGCUGGGCUGGUAUUAUGUCCUGGGUUGGGGCUUCCCCAUCAUUCCUGCCAUCACACAUGCUGUGGCCCGCGGGCUCUUCUAUGAUGACAGAUGCUGGAUCAGUUCAGACACACACCUGCUCUACAUCAUCCAUGGCCCUGUUCAUGCUGCCCUGCUGGUGAACCUGUUCUUCCUACUCAACAUAGUGCGUGUGCUGAUCACCAAGCUGCAGGUGACCCACAGUGCAGAGUCCAAUGCCUAUAUGAAGGCUGUGCGAGCCACUCUAAUCCUGAUACCUCUGCUGGGAGCCCAGUUCAUCCUGGUUCCCUGGAGGCCAGAGGGACGAAAGGCCAGGGCCAUCUACGAGUUCAUCAUGAACAUCUUUGCACAUUUCCAGGGACUCCUGGUCGCAAUUAUAUUCUGCUUUUGUAAUGCAGAGGUGCAGGCAUGUCUUAGGAGGAAAUGGGCCCAGACCAAGCUGGUGUGGAAAUGGACAGAUUCCUACUCCCACUACAACACCAACUCCUCUGUGACUGAGAUGAGUCGUGCUACAGUCAGCCUGGAGCUCACCGCUUCUGAGGAGGACACCAUCAUUAAGCCAGGUGGUAGUGUGCACUACCGAGCCAAUGGACAGAGCAACGGCAAGCGCUGCACCACUAGGGAGAUGGACACGCCCAGGAUCCUGGAGACCACUGACAUCUGAGAGCAUUGCAUUGUCCCUUCCCAUAGGCAUCAUCACGUUAUGCUGGUCACAAACAGGCUCACUUAACUCACAGCAUGGCCACAGACAAUUGGUCAGAGCAGAAAAAGGGGGUCAUGACCUCUUGCGUCACCGUAAAUGUUGGAUCACACACACGUGGUAAGAAUAUCCGCACAAAUGUGUACAAGAUACACAUGCAAGCACAAACACACAACAUAACAACACAGACAAAGACACAUAUACACACAUCUGAUAAUGAAUGAGCAGUUUAUAGGGUCCAGUUGAAACCUUGCUGACAAGUAUUCACCCCAGAUGUAUAUACAUUUCACUGUAGCUUCUCACUGUUGCUCAUGUUGGCCUUAGACACAAGACAUUAUGGAACAAAUCCAGUGAUACAAGGAUCCAAUGAAGAGGGCUAUCUCUGGCAAUAUUUGAUCUUGGCCUUCAAUGCGGAUUAGUGUCUGAUGUAAUCGUUUUCUGUAGGCCUAUUGUACCAUUUGUACAGUAUAUAAGCACUCUUAUAUUUCAUUAGUUUAUUUCACUCUGACACUCCUUAUAUUGUUGAAAUUUGGAUCCGUAUUUUUGAUGUCACUUUAAUGAUGUGGAACUUAUUAUUGAAUUGUGUGUUGCAUAAGCUUGCCUUUUUAGAACCAUGAAAUGACUUGGCAUAGUUCUGACUGCUGAAUGUUGAGUUCUCAGAGGCAAGUAAGAUGACUGUGACAGUGAAUAAGGCAUACAACACAAUGAGGAAAAGGGUGUCUGUGUGCUUUGAAACUCUAAUGGGAGAACCUAUGAUUCAGUGAUGUGGGGAUGCCCUAUGUCUGACAACACCCAAGACUCACUUUUUUAUCCAGUGUUAUUUUCUUACGGUUUUACAAAUACAAAUCUUGUUUAUUGAGUUGCUAUACACAAUAUAUGAAAAAUCAAAGAGGAUACAUGUACUGUGCCUUGCAAAAGUAUUCAUCCCCCUUGGCGUUUUUCCUAUUUUGUUGCAUUACAACCUGUAAUUUAAAUG